UUGUCGUACUGCACACAAGAUCUGUCACUGAUUGAACCGCAUCCCUCUAUCAUUUUGGACCUCUCCUUUCAACGCCAGGACAGUAACCUUCGUUUGCUUCCGUCUCCGCUGUUCAAAGUUUGUUUCGCUUACACCACUCUGCUUGGCCAUAUCCGCCGAUGAUCGCCAGUUACCGCUUUUGUUACUCUACGUGGAGCAGAAGUGGGAAAUGGGUAUGCGGAUCUUGAAAGCAUGGGCCAUUUUCAGGCAAUUCUUGGUGGUGGUGUUGGUGAUGAUGGGAAUGCAGAGCUUUUCAUGCUACUCCGAGUGCGAGUUUAAGGCAAUAUUCAACUUCGGCGACUCGAACACCGACACAGGCGGGUUCUAUGCGGCUUUCCCAGGGCAAACUGGGCCCUUUGGGAUGACCUACUUUAAGCGGCCUUCGGGCCGGGCAUCGGAUGGAAGGCUCAUCGUUGACUUCUUGGCACAAGCUCUAGGACUGCCAUUUCUGAGUCCAUAUCUGCAAUCAAUCGGGUCUGACUACAGACAUGGGGCCAACUAUGCAACGCUAGCAUCAACCGUGCUCCUGCCAAACACGUCCUUAUUUGUAUCUGGGCUCAGUCCUUUUGCUCUUCCCAUUCAGCUCAACCAAAUGAAGGCAUUCAAGGCCAGAGUCGAUGAAUAUCACUCAUCCGGCCAGAAGGGAACAAAUCUACCUUCACCAGAUAUAUUUGGGAAGUCCAUUUACACAUUUUACAUUGGUCAGAAUGACUUCACAUCCAAUUUAGCAUCUGCUGGUAUUGGUGGAGUGCAGCAGUAUCUUCCUCAAGUUGUGGCCCAGACUGCUGCAACUAUCAAGGAGCUAUAUGCCUUGGGGGGGCGUACAUUUUUUGUGCUAAACCUUUCUCCGAUCGGCUGUUAUCCAUCCUUUCUGGUGGAGCUCCCUCACAGCAGUUCAGAUCUUGACAUGUAUGGAUGCAUGAUUUCUUACAACAACGCAGUGGUUGAGUACAACAAAUUGUUGAAAGGCACGCUGGCUCAAACCAGAGCUUCUCUUGCUAAUGCUAACCUCAUUUAUGUCGACACACACUCGGUUUUGCUAGAGCUAUUUCAGCAUCCCACGUAUCACGGACUCAAAUAUGGUACCAGGGCGUGCUGUGGAUAUGGGGGCGGCGGAUACAACUUCGAUCCUCGAGUCUACUGCGGCAGUAGCAAAGAGAUAAAUGGCAGCUUGCUAACUGCUUCCGCUUGCAAUGACCCCUCCAACUACGUAAGCUGGGAUGGAAUACAUGCCACCGAGGCUGCUAACAAGCUAAUUACACGGGCCAUCAUAAGUGGAUCUUACUUCGAUCCGCCAUUUUCGCUCAAGCAGCAUUGCGAUCUCCAACCUAUAGGUUAAUUCUAAGUAACCUACGGUCGUGGGCACCGCUACUCUUACAGCAAUGACCCAUUAACUGUAAUAAAACUUUAAUCUUUCCUUUGGAAUUUCAAAUUACAAGUUAGGGCCUUGAAAAUCCUAGAAAUUUCGCAA
Molecule: messenger RNA, 1510 nt
Organism: Eucalyptus grandis
Lineage: Eukaryota; Viridiplantae; Streptophyta; Magnoliopsida; Myrtales; Myrtaceae
Product: GDSL esterase/lipase At4g01130
Exons: 6
Coding region: 209-1378 (389 amino acids)
Molecular function (GO): hydrolase activity, acting on ester bonds
Source: RefSeq, a predicted model, not a curated record